Messenger RNA from Cooperia oncophora, 255 nucleotides. The record is from the annotation of a GenBank genome assembly. Lineage: Eukaryota; Metazoa; Nematoda; Chromadorea; Rhabditida; Trichostrongylidae.
AUGUUUUUUCAACAGCUUGGUAGAAGCAUUGGAACCGGUUUCCAAGGUCGGGACUUCCGCUUUGCUAUGAGCGCAUUCUUCCGGCAUUCUGAUGUAUUGGAUGUUAAUGCGAUCUAUUCGAAUGAUCUGAAUCUGAUUCUGCAUCAGUACGGAGUCGAAGCAUGUUCGAGAGCCAUCGUUCAGGCUGGAGCCGUGGAUGUGUUAUCCAUCCAGGCUCAUGGAUGUGAUUAUUUCAUCGCUGUUGCGGUAGCAUAG